CCGGGCGGCUGGCGGCUAGGUUAGGCUGGUUCCGGGUUGAGAGGCUGUGCUGGACCGAAGCGGUGGCCGCUGAGCCGACGCGGGUAAGGUGCCGUGCCCGGCCGGGAUCUGCAGCCGGGACCGGGCAGCUGAGCGGGCCGGCAUCCCUCCUCUGCUCCGCUGGGCACAGCCGCGGGGCGGCUCGGUCUGGCUUCUCCUUCCCGCAGAAUUCCCCAUCCCCAGCUUGUCCCCCUCCCCCAGCUGCCGGGGUCCGGGGAUUUCAGUCCCUCUGUGGACUCCGCCGCCCUCCCGGAUCUCCUAGCAGCACCCAUCCCUUUGGACUGUCGGGGCCUCCAGCAUCUCCGCGCCGGGAGCCCCUUCCCUCGGAUACCCUCGGCCUCUCCCCUCCAGCGCCCAUCGCUCGGAGCGGUCCACUACCUCGACACGGUCCUCCCGGGCUCGCAUCCCGGGUGGCCCCCACGCCGCUCCGAGUCCCCGCGCCCCCCGCGUCAGGGACAGUGCUCCCCGGCGGCGGCUGUUUGUGUCCCCGAGGGCCUGGUCCCUGGGUGCCGCCCCCAAUCGCGCCGCGCUCUCUUGACCGGCCUCCCGGGCUCCCCUCCGCGCCGCCCGCGGCGCCAUGGCAUGCAGCCUCAAGGACGAGCUGCUCUGCUCCAUCUGCCUGAGCAUCUACCAGGACCCGGUGAGCCUGGGCUGUGAGCACUACUUCUGCCGCCGCUGCAUCACCGAGCACUGGGUGCGGCAGGAGGCGCAGGGCUCCCGCGACUGCCCCGAGUGCCGCCGCACGUUCGCCGAGCCCGCGCUGGCGCCAAGCCUCAAGCUGGCCAACAUAGUGGAACGCUACAGCGCCUUCCCGCUGGACGCCAUCCUCAACGCGCGCCGCGCCGCACGCCCCUGCCAGGCGCACGACAAGGUCAAGCUCUUCUGCCUCACCGACCGAGCGCUGCUCUGCUUUUUCUGCGACGAGCCGGCGCUGCACGAGCAGCACCAGGUCACCGGCAUCGACGAUGCCUUCGAGGAGCUGCAGGCCCUGUGUGUGUUUCAGAGGGAGCUGAAGGAGCAGCUUCAAGCCCUGCAGGACAGCGAGCGGGAGCACACAGAGGCACUGCAGCUGCUCAGGAGACAGCUGGCGGAGACCAAGUCUUCCACCAAGAGCCUGCGGACCACCAUUGGGGAGGCCUUUGAGCGGCUGCACCGGCUACUACGUGAGCGGCAGAAGGCCAUGCUGGAGGAACUGGAGGCAGACACAGCCCGCUCGCUGACUGACAUCGAGCAAAAAGUGCAGCGCUACAGCCAGCAGCUGCGCAAAGUGCAAGAGGGCGCCCAGAUCCUGCAGGAGCGGCUGGCUGAGACCGACCGCCACACCUUUCUUGCCGGAGUGGCCUCCCUGUCCGAGAGACUCAAAGGGAAAAUCCAUGAGACCAAUCUGACAUAUGAAGACUUUCCGACCUCCAAGUACACUGGCCCCCUGCAAUACACCAUCUGGAAAUCCCUGUUCCAGGACAUCCACCCAGUGCCAGCUGCUCUGACCCUGGACCCAGGCACAGCCCACCAGCGCCUGAUCCUGUCCGAUGACUGCACCAUUGUGGCUUAUGGGAACCUGCACCCACAGCCACUGCAGGACUCACCAAAGCGCUUCGAUGUGGAGGUGUCAGUGCUGGGCUCUGAGGCCUUCGGUAGUGGAGUUCACUACUGGGAGGUGGUGGUGGCAGAGAAAACCCAGUGGGUGAUCGGGUUGGCCCACGAGGCCGCCAGCCGCAAGGGCAGCAUCCAGAUCCAGCCUAGCCGUGGCUUCUACUGCAUCGUCAUGCAUGAUGGCAACCAGUACAGCGCAUGCACAGAGCCCUGGACGAGGCUCAACGUCCGUGACAAGCUUGACAAGGUGGGUGUCUUCCUGGAUUAUGACCAGGGCCUGCUCAUCUUCUACAACGCUGAUGACAUGUCCUGGCUCUAUACCUUCCGUGAGAAGUUCCCUGGUAAGCUCUGCUCCUACUUCAGCCCUGGCCAGAGCCAUGCCAAUGGCAAGAACGUCCAGCCACUGCGGAUCAACACUGUCCGAAUCUAGUCCAAGCCGAGGGGAACCGAAGCCUCCUGGGGCUUUGACCAUACAGCAAGAGCUCUGCCCAGCAGACAGGAGCCCUGGACUCGGGCCCACCAUGACCAUCCUAAGACCUCAGGCCAGUUGUUUAUCCCCCAGCCUCCUCUGCCCUGUCUGUGAGCUGGAAGUUGUGCCCUGUGGUUCUUAAACUAAAUGUUCUGUAGCUUUGACGUUGAUGGGAUGUGACGUGGCUUCUCCUCAGGGAAGCCCCUGCCCAGCGCUCAUCGCCAUUCUCUAGGAGGGCAGGGGAUUACCUCCCUCUGCCUCCCUCCUUAAGCUCAGCUCUCCUAACCUCAUGACGUAUCAGAUGUGGUCAUUGGCUAGUAGUCCAAAAGAUGUACAGAAUCUCUUAUACUCCUGGCCUAAGACUCGACUCACCCUUGACCAAGAGAGUGAUGGGCCAUUUUACCCUUGACCCAAGUCCAUGAGGGAACCAGCCAGGAGCCAGUCCUAGGGUUGUCUACGAUCCACCCUCUUCUGCCACGCCCCUACCAAGGACUGUGGGUUUCCUCUUCACACCUGUGAAAGAUACCCAGUAGUUGAGUCCACAUGUUACAGUCACCGUACAUACACUACCUUCCAGCCCCAUAGCCUUGGGGCAGAUAAGGCAUAAGGAUCCCAGAAGCUGAUGUAGAGCACUUGCAGGACAAGCAGCAAUGGAUAAUCCGGGUCCCUGGCAGCUCCAGGAACAGAGAUUCAGCCAGCUCUUACCAACCAAGCCAGGCUUCUGUGACUUGCUAGGGCUUCAGAGAGGGUGCUGGUACUGGUAGCAACUGUUUACAUCAGGGCCUGCGCUCCAGGAAGGACUAUUGGUGGGGGGCCACCUUUGGUCUCGGCAUCUGGCUCCCUUAGGAUCCUGCUGCAGAAGAGCUGGCUUCAUUAAACAAGGAUUUAUGAUCAGCUCCCUGGUGACUUUCAAGAUCUUUGGAACAGCUGGAGGAGAGCCUUUGCUAAGUUUCCAGGAAAACAAUUCCCAGCUGACAGAUUCAUCAUGUCUUGACCCGAAUCUGUUUCCAUCUGCAAGGGGAGCCACGGCAAGAGCUGCCGACUGUGGAACUGUCCCCUCUGCCACCAUCUGUGCCAGCAAGUGGCUGUCCUGAUCCUGCCACUCUCUCUCUUAACUCAGGUCCCAAACCCACAUCUUUAAGGGGGAUUCUGUUUGUAGAAACUUGAGUCAAAUCCCAAACUUUGACUGCAAGAGAAUCUGGGAAAUGGAGUUUUCCUCUUUCCAGCUUCAGCCAUACAGAAAGUUAGCAUAGAGGUGGAACAAGCCCAUCUAUCAGGUUUUUUUUUGCCACGGCAUCCAACUGUGAAGAACUCAGGAGGACAAUCCAGGAAUCCACCUGGAAGCCUUGGCUUUGUAGCAACACAGCUGGAGAUGUCCUGCUCCAUAGCUGUGUCCCUGCCUGCUGCUGCCCAGAGGCAACAUCCUAAGGAGUUGGCCUAAAAGGUGGCUCCCCGCCUUGGCCUCCCUUUGUAGUCCUGGUACCUCCAUUCUGUUCUUGGGGUUCUGUGAGCACGCCCAGCUCUAAGGAGCCAGAAUGGCAGUACUUGGGUGUAGUUGCGGGGGGGCUCCCACUUACAACUGCCACACACUGGGGUCUCCUUGAGCCCCACCCACCCCCCUCAAUUCCAGACUCUGGGCCAAUCCCAACAGUAUUUUUAUUUAAAACAUUACCCAUUUUGUGUGUUAUGAUCAAUUUGUAUUAAAUUAAAGUUACAGGAUGCCA
This is a messenger RNA of Nannospalax galili (Upper Galilee mountains blind mole rat), 3825 nucleotides long. RefSeq names its product tripartite motif containing 62 (gene Trim62). Lineage: Eukaryota; Metazoa; Chordata; Mammalia; Rodentia; Spalacidae. Gene Ontology annotation, molecular function: zinc ion binding; protein binding. Bases 617 to 2062 code for a protein of 481 amino acids. The transcript is spliced from 5 exons. Gene Ontology annotation, biological process: innate immune response; positive regulation of canonical NF-kappaB signal transduction. The record is from RefSeq and is a predicted model, not a curated record.